Molecule: messenger RNA, 998 nt
Organism: Ziziphus jujuba (common jujube)
Lineage: Eukaryota; Viridiplantae; Streptophyta; Magnoliopsida; Rosales; Rhamnaceae
Exons: 3
Coding region: 77-559 (160 amino acids)
Source: RefSeq, a predicted model, not a curated record
AGUAGUAGUAGCAGUAGCAGCGGAAAUUGGUGCAGUUGACUUAUGGGGCAGAUGGUGGAAUAUUAAUGGAGUACCAAUGUAUUUUCCCAUAAUCAUUCCACAAUGCUUUUGUGGGGAGUGUCAUUAUUGCAUGCUGUUUUGGCUUCAUUCUCUUGCCCACUCAAUAAAAUCCCAGACUACUUCCAUAUGUUCUUCCUAUAAAACUCUUACACUUGCAUAUCUAUCUAUCUAUCUAUCUAUCUAUCUCAAGUCUGCAUUUUUAAAUAAACAACUAUUAUUAGUGAGAAAAAAUAUAUAUCUAUAUACCAAAACCAUGAUUCCUCAUCAGAUCAAGAUCUUUAUCCUCCUCUGCCUACUCAUUUUGUCAUUUUCAGGAAGAGUAGACAGCUUCAAGAAUGGUGUGGAGCCCAUCGAUAACCCAAGUGGUCAUGAGGUGAUGAAUAUUAUCCAGAUAAAGGGAAGAAAGCUUAUAAAAGUAGAAGCAAUGCUGGAUUAUCAACAGCCAGGACCCAAUCCUACACAUGAGCCACGUAAAGGAAAAGGAGGUGGUAAUCCUUGAUCAUCAUUAGCAGGAACUCAGCCUCCUCUCUUCUCUCUUCUUGGAUAUUUUAUCUAUAUAUAUAUAUAUAUAUACAUAUAUAUCAAGCUCUUUCCUGCAGCCUUCCAUUGACUUGAUGAGAACGAGGAAGAGAAUUAUUCAUGUUUGCACUUCCUGUGGCUAUGAGUGAAUGAGUGAGUGAAUAAGUGAGUGAAAGAGAGAACAAAGAGAGAGAGAGAGAGAGAGAGAGAGAGAGAGAGAGAGAGAGAGAGAGAGAGAGUUAUGCAUGUAUGUGUGCACUUUCCAUGGCUAUGAGUGAUCAUCAGUACUGGUAUUUAUUUUGGGUGUCAAACUGUAAAUACAAUCAACCUUUUUUUUUUUGGUGAGAGAAUUUAAUUCUUAAUUGGUUUGGUAUUUGAAUGUAUUAUCAAAACUGAAUGUAUUGCACGCACUUCUGGCA